AUGCCAAGUUUCCAGUGCCACUCACACUCAGCCAGAAGCAUCACUUACUUCUACCCCUCACAGACAAGGCCAUCCCCCAGCACUGUGCUCCCAAAAGCUGGGCACCCAAAGGAGAACGCCCAACCACACCCAGCAUCAGGCAGCAGCCACAGCAACAUGGACUUUAUUGAACGUCCCGGACCAGGGCAUUCAGGAAAGCAGUGGAAGCGCAGCAUCAGCCAGAGGCCUCUCCCAGCCCCCAACCCCAGCCUCCCCUGUGGCACCGCGCUGCCAGAGCUCUGUUACCAGUACAUUUGUCUGCUUCACUUGCGGGACAGUGCCCGGUCUGAGUUGCUCUGUGACUCAGUGCUCACCUGCCAUGCCCUGGUCCGGGACGUUCAUAAAGUCCAUGUGGACUUGGUGCUUGCUGCUGAUGCUGGGGUGCUGUGGUUGGGGUUCUCCUUUGGUGUUGCCAGCUUUGGGAGCACAGUGCUGGGGGGAGGGCCUUGUUGUGAGGGAAGUAGAGGCGUUUCUCCCUUCUCCUCUGCCUAUCACUUAGGCAGGGGGCGUGUCCAGCCUGCAGGAAUCUACCCUGGCAGAGGAAGGAUCCUCACCACCCACGUGCUAAGCCAACCGGGACAGCACGUGGAGAGCUAUGUCCUGGGCGUCUAG
This is a messenger RNA of Knipowitschia caucasica, 651 nucleotides long. NCBI's taxonomy places the organism in Eukaryota, Metazoa, Chordata, Actinopteri, Gobiiformes, Gobiidae. The record is from the annotation of a GenBank genome assembly.